AUGCUGCCUGUUUCUCGGGCUCUGUUGGACCGAGAGAGAGAGAUGGACCCCCUGGCAGGUGUGCACCAAAACCCCGGUGUUCCUCCUGCGGCUGUGCGGGGAAUGAAGCGAGGAGACCCGGAGCCGGACGGGCAGACGGCCGCUGCUCUGCUGGACACCGUGUCUGGAGCAGAGUGCAAGCGCCCGCGGAUGGAUGGCACUGGGGGUCUGGGAGAUGUCGGCCAGAACAAUGAUCCUUUGACGUUGGGCUAUCAUGGAUAUCCUACUCACAGUCAGGGCUCUCAGGAUAGUGCUGGUGGUCAGGAGGGACUGGUGCCUCCCCCCUUCUCUGCUUUCCCUCCACCCCCACCGCCGCCCCCUCAGAACGGCCUGACGCUGGAUUACGGGGGCAGCCUGUACGCGGCGGGGGCAGUGCAGGGUCCCGUGGAGGCCGGCGGAGCAGCCAACAGCGCCAACGCCAACAGCCUCGGAGCCCAACCAGAUGGGUCUUCCCAGAUUGACGGCCAGUCGGGGGUCGGCGGUGGAGGUGGUGGAGGAGGGAGCGGAGGAGAUGAGUCAGAUGCUAAAGGGGCCCCCAAACGCCUGCACGUCUCCAAUAUCCCCUUCCGCUUCCGGGACCCCGACCUGAGGCAGAUGUUCGGGCAAUUUGGAAAAAUCCUUGACGUUGAGAUCAUUUUCAACGAGCGGGGAUCCAAGGGCUUCGGCUUUGUGACGUUUGAGACGAGUGCAGAUGCAGAGAGGGCCAGGGAGAAGCUCCAUGGCACGCUGGUGGAGGGACGUAAAAUUGAGGUCAAUAAUGCUACAGCCAGAGUGAUGACCAACAAGAAAAUGACAACGCCCUAUGCUAAUGGAGAAGGUCUUGCAGCUCUUCCAUAUGCAGGAUGGAAGCUGAGCCCGAUGGUGGGAGCCAUGUACAGUCCUGAACUCUACACAGUCCCGGGCUUCCCGUACCCAGCAGCAGCGGCCGCCGCUGCCACCACUGCUGCAACCUUUCGGGGGGCACUGCGGGGUCGUGCCCGGCCUGUGUACAGUGCAGUCAGGGCAGCUGUGCCCCAGCCUGCCAUCCCAACCUACCCAGGUGUGAUGGCUUAUCAAGAUGGUUUUUACGGUGCAGCUGAACUCUAUGUUGACAAUAGCUUUUUCUGUUCUCUCUGUAGACUAGUGUUUCAGGACAUUAGUGGCAGAUUGGCCCAGGGUGGAUAUGCAGCGUAUCGCUAUGCCCAGCCAGCAGCGGUAGCGGCCACUCCAGCUGCUGCAGCUGCCGCAGCAGCUGCCUACAGUGACAGUUAUGGGCGUGUUUAUACAGCUGACCCUUACCACGCUGCACUGGCCCCAGCGGCUUAUGGUGUUGGCGCAAUGGCAACACUCUACAGAGGAGGAUACAGCAGAUUUGCCCCUUAUUAA
Knipowitschia caucasica is the source of this 1404-nucleotide messenger RNA. The record is from the annotation of a GenBank genome assembly. Lineage: Eukaryota; Metazoa; Chordata; Actinopteri; Gobiiformes; Gobiidae.